Salvelinus sp. IW2-2015 is the source of this 1540-nucleotide messenger RNA. RefSeq names its product THAP domain-containing protein 1 A. Gene Ontology annotation, molecular function: sequence-specific DNA binding. Lineage: Eukaryota; Metazoa; Chordata; Actinopteri; Salmoniformes; Salmonidae. The record is from RefSeq and is a predicted model, not a curated record.
UUCUUAGUCCCCAUAAAUCGAAUUUUAAUGCGUGAGAUGUUGUAUUUACUUCUCUUGAAUAAAUAUUUGAAGCAGGCAGUUACUUGGAUAGCGCAUACCGGUGACGCCAGCAAACAACCGUUGGGGCAGGUGCGCCAUUUUGGCUCAAACAGUCAGAAUUUACUUUCUUUGCAAUUUCAUAUUUUUUGGCAUGCUGCGAACAUCGCUUAAUAUUUUUGUUAAUGGUUGGGAUGAGAUCAUGUUUCACCACAUUCUGUAUUUAGUGUUUUGUUUCCUAUGAGAACAAGUGUAACGUUCUGGUAGCAUUAGCCUCACYAAGCUACAUGCUAGUUAGCUGUGUCGUUCGAUUGCAUCGCCAACAACACUGGCUGAUGGUUAGCUUGUUAGCUACAUUUAGCUGUUUUGACUUGUUAGCUCGCUAGAUAUGGGUGGGUGCUCCGCUCCAAAUUGCUCAAACUCAACAACCAUUGGGAAGCAACUGUUUCGUUUUCCAAAAGAGCCUAUACGUAAGAAGAAAUGGCUUGUAAACUGCCGGCGUAAUUUUCUACCAACUCCACAUUCCAGACUGUGUCAGAACCAUUUUGAGCUGAGUCAGUUUGAAGAAAUCGCCAGGUCGCCAGCAGGGGGAAAGAAGCUGAAACCAAAUGCCAUCCCCACUCUUUUCAAUGUGCGAGAUCCACCUUAUCCCGUAACCCCACAGAUAGUGCUACCACUCAAGCCAGAGCCAGUGGAGAGGGAUCUCAAUGUGGGGGAUCAUGGCUACGCACGACGGCAAACAACUCUAGGCAUGGAGGAAGAUGAUGCUGAUGAACUACACAAGGCAGAGGAACGUCCCUGCAUCCAUUGUCAACAUUACAGAACACUGCUGGAACAAGAAAUGCAACACACAGCCAGAUUACAGAAAGAGGUAGAGGAAAUGAAAAAGCGAAUGUUCAGACUGGACAGAAUAGAGAGGGGCCUCCAGACAUUUCUGUAUGAAGACCAGGUCCGCGCCCUGACACUGACCAAGCGUUCCCGGAGAGCUGUGUGGUCCCACGAGACAGUGCUGAAGGCCCGUAAGAUCCGAUGUGCGGUCGGUGGUAAAGGUUAUGAAUUCCUCCGGGAGUUAGGCUACCCCCUGCCCUCUUAUAGAACUUUAUGCAACCGCCUGGAUAACAAAAUCAUGUUGACGACAGCCAUGGGGUGUGAUGAGCUGGCAGAGCUAGGUCUAGGAAUCAUAUCCACAUGUGAUAGUCCAGAGGGAGAUGGGGACGAUGAGGCUUUCAUUGGAGUGAUCUCAUGAAAGAGAGAUUUUAAUUUAAUUUAUUUCAGUGUGUGUUUCAUUUUACAGGACAAUAUAGCAAAGACUGACUGUAUGACAGCUAGUAGGCCUAUGUGGUGAAGAAAAUGUGGAAGCAUAUGCACAAUGGGAGAUGUGUGUGUUAAUGCAGAGGUGUYAAACAUACGGCCCGGGGGGUUUGAGGAAAAAUAAGUAUAUAUUUUUUAAAUUGUUGGGGGGUAACAAACUCAAUAUACUUUAAAAUGACUCAAACCAAUUUUA